GCAAUCCCCACCAGCAUCCAUUCCGAUAGUUUCACCAAGCCUGUGCGUCACAUUCACAAACACACCAACGUCUGCAACCGCCUCUUUCAUUUUCUCCUCACACGGCGUCAACGGUGUAGUGCCGUUGCCGUUCAAACGAAAAAAACUACGAACGCGGUCUAACGAGUAGCGGAGUUUGUUCCGUUUGCAGAAAUAGAUUGCGUCGCCACACCUGGGAGUCUACCACUCGUCAGCGUUCCAUAUAUUCAACGUCAUCAGCAAAGUCGUUACAACAACCAUGUCGAGCAAAAAGAAUAAAAAGCAAAAGUGGAUAUCAAUAGAAACUGAGGUUAUUUCAAUUGCUAGUGGAACAUGCUGGGCAGAUGAAGCAGAAAAAGAACAUAAUGGAAAACAUGGAUUUGCUGGUUUUGGAUUUGAACCUAAGCCAUUAAACCUUCCUAAGGCACCAAGAGCAGCAUGCGAAUCUAUUAUAGAUGAAAGCACUGUGCCUCAAGAAGGACCAUUCUUGGUUCAUAUGUCAAAUUUGCAGUUUGAAAUUGAUGAAGAUGAUAUCACAAAUUAUUUUAAAGGACUGAAGAUAAACAACAUCAAAUUACCACGUAAUGACAAUGGCCGUAAUAAAGGAUUUGGAUAUGUAGAGUUUGAAGAGCGAAAAGAACUAAUCACUGCACUUGGAAUGGAAAAUUUGAUUCGUGGACGUCGGGUCCGAGUUGAACUGGCUAGUGGUAUGCAAGAUUCCAGAAAUGCUUUUCAAAGAGGCAGUCGUAUGGGUAUGGACUUUCCUAGUGAUGAACCUGGUGAUUGGCGAUCGACCAACCGAACUUCAAAUACUGAUGAUAGAGGAGGAUUUACUAGGCGACGUGAUGGUGGUGCUUUUGAUAAAGAUCAUGAUAGUGAACGAGAUAAUGGUCCUUGGAGAAGUGCCAGACGUAAUGUUGAUGAUGAUAUACCACGUAAACCAUUUAGUGAUCGUCGUUUUGAUGAUUCUGAAAGAAGACCUUUUAGUGACCGGCGAAGUGAUGACCCCGAUGGUGGAAGAAGACCUUUUGGCGAUCGUCGAGGUGAUGACUCUGAAGGUGGUAGAAGACCAUUCAGUGAUCGUCGAGGUGAUGACUCUGAUGGUAGUAGAAGACCAUUCGGUGAUCGUCGUUAUGAUGAUUCCGACAGUGGAAGAAGACCUUUUGGUGAACGCCGUGAUGAUAUCGAAGGUGGACGAAAACCAUUUGGUGAAUCUAGAAGAGGAUUUGGUUUUAAACGAGAUGAUGAUUUGCCUGAUAUUGCUGGAGAAAAUACUUCACAGCCUCAAGAACGUCCAAAGCUCAUACUUAAACCAAAGACUGUAGAUCCUAAUGCACCAAAGACUGAAGCACCUAGCUAUGUAGCUGCACCAUCUAUAUUCGGUGCUGCCAAACCUGUUGACACGGCAGCUAAAGAAAGAGAAAUUGAAGAAAAACUUUUAGCCAAAAAUGAACCAAAACCUCAAUCAGAAUUAUCUGGUGCUUCUUCAGAAACCAGUUUAAAUGAGACUUCUGAUAAUAAAUGUCAAGAAGAAGCAGAAGUAAAACCACCUCAGCCUAAAUCAGUUGAAACAUGGAGGCGCAGAAGUCCACGUCGAACAAAUGAUGAUGAUCGUGUACCUCGACGAAGAGCUUCUCCUGAACGUAACCCCAGAUAUGAAGAAGCUCCACCUCCACGAGAAAAUGCCUGGGAAAAACAUUCUUUAAUCAAAGAAUCCUUGUCUUCCGAAGAAAAUGUGUGCAACGGAACUCCAACAAUAGUGGAAGAUGAAAAACCGAGACCGAACGUUUACAUUCCACCAAAUCUUCGUAAAAAAACUCAGGAAGAAGCUGUGAUAUUAGAUCCAGUAGAAUCUGAACCUAUUAGAGAAGAAACUUUACCAGUUUUAGAUAAAAAUGUACCAGACAGAGCAGCUGAUGGGUCAGAAAUUAUUGAAACUACAGUUGUAGAAGCUCCAAAUGAUGUUAGAACUGACCCUGAUGGCCAAUCUAGUGAACCCGAUGUAGUGAAAGAUCAAUCUGUUAAUGAAGAAGAUACAAAUGAUUCUGGAUUUAUUGAAUGUGGAAAAAAUAGUUCUGAUAAAUAUAAAUCCAAAAAAAAGCCUAAAGUCAUUAAAAAAUUAUCAGAAAUAGAAGUUAAGAAAAAAGAUCCUGUUAUAACCAAGGAACUAAAGAAAUCUACUAGUAAUAAAUUUGCUGCACUUCUUGAUGAUGGUUCCAAUGAAUAGGGAAUACAGUUUAUUUUUUAUAUUUGUUCAUUAAAUUGUUAUAUUACU
This is a messenger RNA of Aphis gossypii (cotton aphid), 2293 nucleotides long. RefSeq names its product eukaryotic translation initiation factor 4B (gene eIF4B). Gene Ontology annotation, molecular function: RNA binding. The transcript has 12 exons. Bases 278 to 2245 code for a protein of 655 amino acids. The record is from RefSeq and is a predicted model, not a curated record. NCBI's taxonomy places the organism in Eukaryota, Metazoa, Arthropoda, Insecta, Hemiptera, Aphididae.